ACACUGGACAUGGUGACUUCACUUUGCUCGUCUCUUGGACUAUGUGUGAUGAGGCUGGAUGGCAAGACUCCGGUCGCAGAUAGGCAAACCCUGAUCACAAAGUUCAAUUCCGAAAAGAAUUCCGAUAACGUCUUUUUGCUCAGCACAAAAGCCGGUGGCAUUGGUCUUAAUCUCAUUGGGGCAUCUCGGUUGAUUCUGUUCGAUUCGGAUUGGAAUCCGGCCUCUGAUCUUCAGGCGAUGGCUAGAAUUUGGAGAGAUGGACAGACGAAGCCGUGUCACAUUUACAGGCUGAUUACUGCGGGCACAGUCGAAGAAAAAAUUCUUCAUCGUCAGAUAAAAAAAACUGGCUUGAAUUCCUUGAUCAAUUUCUCUGAUGAACCUUACAACACAACUUUUUUGGAUGAUGAACUUAAGGACAUAUUCACACUAAGCGAAGUUGAGUGCGAAACACAUGAAAUGGCAGGGUGUUCUUGUGAUGGGUGUGGAUUGCUCCCAGACGAAGUUGAUGAUGAACCAGAAGUGUCCGAUGAUGAAGAGCAAUCCCUCAUUACUUCUGAUGACAGUGCAUGCAUUGGAGAAGGCCCAUCGGAAAACCCAGCGGCUACCGAUCAGGAGCUCUCAUCGAACCAACGGGAUGAGGUUGUGCAAUCAUACUGA
Haemonchus placei is the source of this 657-nucleotide messenger RNA. NCBI's taxonomy places the organism in Eukaryota, Metazoa, Nematoda, Chromadorea, Rhabditida, Trichostrongylidae. The record is from the annotation of a GenBank genome assembly.